Messenger RNA from Salvelinus sp. IW2-2015, 3108 nucleotides. NCBI's taxonomy places the organism in Eukaryota, Metazoa, Chordata, Actinopteri, Salmoniformes, Salmonidae. The record is from RefSeq and is a predicted model, not a curated record.
AUUGACUUUCUGUUAUUGUGUCAAUGUUUAGAGAACAAAAMCACAAUAAGCCUAAAGUACAAGGAAUUCAUCAGAYGUGAAUAUGCCACAGUGCAGGAGUACAACUCUCUCCCUGGKGAACAUGUGAAGCUAGAUGACCGCUACACUGAGCCCCUGAUCAUCCAGAAACARCGUCAGCAGAGAGAGAGAGAGGAGGAGAUCCGCUCCAGAGGACAGAACUUUUAUCAAGURAUGGACCAGAGGGACAGCGAGACCUACAAGAGUARCAAAGUGGAGAGGCUGUUUGAUCCAGACGAGCAUGGAGACAUUCAGAGAACAGUGAUACUGCAGGGCCACUCUGGAACUGGCAAGUCAUUUACCACUCAGAAGAUCAUGUCUGACUGGGCGUUUGGAAGACUUUACGAAGACCGAUUUGACUUUGUUUUUCACCUGAGGUGCAAAGAACUAAACCAGGCCACUGGGAGAAAAAGUGUGAUGGAUCUGCUUAACUACGAUCAGAGUUUAUCAUCAAUGAUCAAGCAGGUCCUUCGCCAGUCUCCUGAGAGGGUUCUCUUCCUGGUAGACGGCUUUGAUGAGCUCAACUUCUCACUUGAUGUACCUAAAGACUCCCUUCCCAGGGACCCGUGGACACAAUGCUCCCCCGAAGUGACACUGAGUGGCCUGAUAAGGAAACAGAUAUUGCACGAGUCCUUCCUGCUUGUCACCACCAGGUCCACAGCGCUGGACAAACUAAAAGAAGUGGUCAAACAUCCAGUGAGAUACGCUGAGAUAUUGGGCUUUUCUAAAGAGGGGGUGGAGGAAUACUUCAAUAGAUUCUUCAUGAAGGAGCAACACUCACAGCAAGCCUAUGACUCUGUGAGAAAAAAUGAAACCCUUUUCACCGCAUGUUUCAUUCCAGUCAUCUGCUGGAUCAUUUGCACAGUUUAUAGGGAGCAGUUUGAUGAAGGCACAGAGAUGAUACAAUCYCUGGAGACCACCACCUCCAUCUUUGUUGAAUUUGUUGCCACGCUGUUGAAGCACCACUGUCAGGAUUUGGGUCAGUCAGCUCUUACCAUCCUCCAAGGACUAGGCAAGCUGGCAGAAAAGGGAAUGGAAGAGCAGCAAGUGUUAUUUGACCAUGAUAGUGUCUCACAGACCGUGUCAGAUCCUUCCAAAGUCCCCUUCUUGUGUAAGUUUCUCCAAAAGAAGAGAGUAAGUCAGACCACUAUGUACAGCUUCAUGCACCUCAGCUUCCAGGAGUUUUUCACAGCCCUCUCAUACAUGUUACUGGGUGAUGAGGAAGCUCAGGGGAAAGUUAGAGAGCUACUUUCUAAGGUUCGACGUGGAAAAGAAAACAGUCACUUGCUACCCAUAGUUCAAUUUCUCUUCGGCAUCGCAAACAAGGAAGUGGGAAAACGGCUCGAGGAUAAAAAAUACAUCUCUUGUUCUCAAGGAAUCUGGACCCAGCUSAAACAUUUUAUUCUGGAAGUCAUUGAAAAAGAAAAGGAGGAUCGAAACGCCAUUGAUUAUCACAUUUCAUCAAUGUGGCUUUUUGCGUUUCACUGUCUAUAUGAACUACAUGUAGAUGAUUUUGUUAAGAAAGCCAUGAAUACAUACACAGAAUUUAAUCUGACUCACAUUCCACUGACAAAAACAGACUGUUGGGUGCUGAAGUACUGCUUUCAGCACUGCAAGUGCAUCCAAAGACUCAUUCUCAACUGGUGCAAGUUAACUGCAGAGAAGAUCAAAAUCCUUCUGCCAGCAUUGGAAAAAUGUCAACAUCUCGAGUUGCAGGUGGACGACCUAGCCGAUGAUGAUUUAGAUGAUCUGUUGACAGCGCUGGGAGAAGGAAAGAGUUUGGAGCUGGAUCUGCGUAAGAACAACUUGUCUGAUGAGAAAGUACAGGACUUGCUUGUUGCUCUCACUAAACACAAACCCAGAAAAGUUGAAAUUGGAGUGAAGUCCAUCACCAGCAAUACAGCUGACAAAUUCAUSUUCCUCAUCAGUAAGGCACAUGCAGACUUGGAAAGCAUAGGGCUUCAUGGUUGUGAGAAUGUUACAUUGGAAGCCAAUCUACAGAAAGAUGGAGUCAAUGGGACUCUCCAAACUUCUCUUUGGUUAAAAGUGUCUGACAUGAAAAUGAUCUGUGACUGUAUCAGGGCAUCUGGCUACAGUUUGAGUGAAAUAGUCUUGUCUGUGAGCUAUGUGGCUGACCUAUCAGAUACUGAUGUGGAUGACCUGAGUGCAAUCAUCCACCCUGUAGACAAGUUAAGGCUCCGCUUUCAACACCAAGAAUUAUAUGGAUGGCACGCAGCGAGUGAAGGUUUACACUCCCAGAUAUCACUCAGAGGGAUUGAAAUUACCCUCUACGGCYAUCCUGUAUUCGACUGGAGAACGUUAUUUCAGCUAGUUCCCUCUCUGGGGCAACAUCCAGAGUGGGAUGAGCAUGUUGAAGCACUGAUCUCGCUGCUACACUCUCAAACCUCUCUGGAGGACAUCAGUCUGUAUGUGAACAGCGUGACAGAGAGGUGUGCUGCCAGUGUAGUCAGUCUGAGCCAGGCCUGUCCAAACCUGAGGAUGAUAUCCCUUCAUGUAGUUGAACACGGUUUGUUAUUGGAGGAAGUAUUACAACACUUACGUGCAUCAAAGAGGCACCCAGAUUGCCGGGUACUUGUCGCCGGGUGGAGAUGCAGGAAGCCUGCUGACAAGUGCACAGGCCGGAAGGACUGGAGUCUCUGUUGUGAUGACUCUGUUAGGCUCACUCUACGAGGAGAAACAUUCACAGAGAAUGUGAUAAGGCAUGGGAAGGAAAGUGAUAGGCCUAGUGUUCACCCUAAGAGUAAUAAAUGGUGUGUUGUUGCCUAGUGACCACAAUGAAGACAACAGAGAUGGUGUGUUGUUGCCUAGUGACCAUGAUGAAGACAACAGAGAUGGUGUGUUGUUGCCUAGUGACCACGAUGAAGAUAACAGAGAUGGUGUGUUGUUGUCUAGUGACCACGAUGAAGACAACAGAGAUGGUGUGGUGUUGCCUAGUGACCACAAUGAAGACAACAGAGAUGGUGUGUUGUUGCCUAGUGAUCACGAUGAAGACAACAGAGAUGGUGUGUUGUUGCCUAGUGACCACGAUGA